AUGGCGUUUUUCUCUGCCGUGCCUUUUCGUGUCGCCUGUGCGGCUGCUGCAGUCGCGCAGAGACGACGACCCGAGGUAGAUGAUGGAUUUGAAGACUUGACGGAAGAAGAGUUACGGCAGUAUUUUCGUCUGGCCAAACGAACAGUGCGUAGCUUGUGCGACGAACUUGACCAUAUCAUUGGAUGCCAGCGAGCCAGUGGCCUUUCCACAGAAAGGAAGGUGUUGUGCGCGCUGCGAUUCUUCGGCACCGGAAGCUUCCAGAGGAGCGUUGGUCGCGAGGAACACGUAGGCAUCGCACAGUCGGCCGUGAGCAGCACCAUUCACAAGGUGACGGAGGCCAUCAUUUCCGUGUCUGCCCGGAGAAAGUUGGUGGACUUUCCUUUCGCACCGUCUGCCAAGGAUGAAGCUAAGGCGGCGUUUGCGCGACGCGGCGCCAUUCCAGGCGUGCUAGCGUGCGUCGACGGCACGUUGAUCGCCAUCAUGAAGCCAGAGGGACUCAGCCCGGCCGACACGGCGAGCUUCGUGUCGAGAAAGGGUUAUUACGCCCUAAACGUCAUGGUCGUGUGCAACGCGGAACUUCGCAUUCUUGCUGUGGACCCCCGGUUCCCUGGUUCGUGCCAUGACUCUUGGGUGUGGCAGCAUAACACACUGCGUGCACGCCUAGCCACACAACUGCAGCCUGGCGAGUAUCUGCUUGUACCUGGCAGCCAUGCCGGCACCACCUCUGAAGGCCACUGGAACCGGGAGCACGCAUCCAUGUGCAAUGUUGUGGAGAGAUGUAUCGGGGUGUUGAAAAGCAAGUUCCCCUGCUUGCAGCACUUUCGGACACUGCUGCACAGCCCCGAUAGAGCAGCGCGAAUCAUUUAUGCAUGCGUUGCUCUGCAUAACAUUGCCUUGGACGCGGGCGACUGGACAUUGGAGGAUUAUGGUGCGGAAGUGCCACCAGCUGAGGAGCCAGGAGACAUCCAGGUGCUGGCACCACACGACGUGUUCCUCAGAGGAAGGCAGCAGUGCAGCGCCGUUGUCAACCUUUUCUGA
Molecule: messenger RNA, 1038 nt
Organism: Dermacentor albipictus
Lineage: Eukaryota; Metazoa; Arthropoda; Arachnida; Ixodida; Ixodidae
Product: putative nuclease HARBI1
Source: RefSeq, a predicted model, not a curated record